UGCAACUUAAACUUUCGCGCUUUGGACAAGUCUAAGAGCAGCAGCUUUAUUUCUGUAACAUAGUCUGUGUGCUCUCGACACGACGCGACACAACCUUCAUUUCUGGACCCUGGUGCUUACGGUCCUUAAUUAACUUAUCAUCCCUGUCCUCAAACACGGUCAGCAUCACGCAACAUGCUCACGCAUCGUGGCUUCUCUGCAUGUAUAAUCUCCGAGGGCAAACCGAUUCCAGAGUAUCUUGUCGCUGUUGCCGAAAAUCCAAACACAAUCUCGUGUUGGAUCCCAAGUGAGGUGGGAAAGACUUUUUCGGUAUACUGGAGAGACGAAGGAACAAGGAUGCAUUCAUGCGCGUUUAUUACGCUUGACGGAUUCGUAGUUCCCGGUCGGUUCUUGUUUGGCGAAGGGGAGGCUUGGAGGAAUGGCGUAAGAUCAGGUCCGCAAACAGAAAGACCCUUCAUGUUCGCACAGAGGCCAAGCUCAAGUACAAGCGGGGAAAGCAUGAAGGAUGCUGGAUCCAUCAUGCUCAAGAUUAAACUUGUCACGCUGGAUGGGUCGAAGGCAGCAAAUCCACUGCAGAGUAUUCCAGAUUUGAACUCGCAAAGUCACCCAGGCGAUCACUGUGUUGGGUACGGCCAGGAGAAGAACACGUACAUGCAAUCACCCAUGACGUGGAAGGUGAAGCCAUCCGACCAGCACGGUAAUAGGUCCCAUGUUACCUUUCUGUUCCGGUACAGGUCUCCCGGGUGGCUGAUGGCGCAAGGAAUAAUAUCUGCUGAACUGCAUGUGCCAAGAAGUCUUCCUGCGAAGCGACGGGUCGCCAGCGCGCCCGUUGCGCAAUUGAUUAACGCGCCGAUGACCCCGAGCCCAAGUCCUCCCAACUCAAGAAAGGCUGAACGGUCUGAGCGACUUAACGCAGAACUAAAGAAUGGCUUCUCUCCCGGUCAAGGUCCAGUGCGGCCUGCACUCAGUGCCAGGACCGUGAGCGUCGGGGGCCGGGGAAGGCACGACAAAUGUGCAGGGGAAAUACUACUCGAUUUUCAAGUUGGUCCUCCACUCGACCCACAGUGCGCCUCAGGAGUCGGACAGCACAGCAGUAGGUUGGACGGAGCCGAGCGAUGAGAUGUGAUUUGAGCGAGAGCAUAUGAUUUCGUUCUGUUGUUUGUUUCGAUGUGCUGUCUGAUGUCUAUUUCUUGGAGAAUAUUUAUACAACCUCAGGGAAACAUGGUAUGGAAGGCGUUUCAAUGCAAAUUACAGAGGAAGGGAUGCUGGAACCUGUGUUCACAACAAGGGAUAGUCAUAGCGCAAUGGCAAAGCGAAAGUAUUUGGAUUUGUGUGUAC
This is a messenger RNA of Suillus subaureus, 1338 nucleotides long. RefSeq lists its product as uncharacterized. The record is from RefSeq and is a predicted model, not a curated record. Bases 175 to 1119 code for a protein of 314 amino acids. The transcript is spliced from 8 exons. NCBI's taxonomy places the organism in Eukaryota, Fungi, Basidiomycota, Agaricomycetes, Boletales, Suillaceae.